AUGGAAUAUACAAUACCAGAAACGCAAAAGGUCGUCCUAAUUGAUGGAGUUGGUGGAUAUGAUAUCAUCAAGUAUGAGAAUUAUCCUGUACCUCUAAUUUCAGAUAAAGAUAUACUGAUCAAAAACAAAUACACUGGUGUUAACUACAUUGAAAGUUACUUUCGGAAAGGUCUUUACCCCUGUGAAAAACCAUAUGUUUUGGGUAGAGAAGCAACAGGUGUCAUCGUAGCAAAGGGUAAAGAUGUUACCAAUUUUGAAACUGGAGACCAAGUUGCGUAUAUAUCCAAUUCAACUUUCGCACAGUAUACAAAAUUCCCGUCCGAAGGUACGAUAAUGAAGUUGCCAUCGGGCACUAGUGAUGAAAAGAUGAAGCUUUAUGCAGCUGGUUUAUUACAAGCUCUCACUGCUUUAUCAUUCACAAACGAAGCGUAUCACGUUAAGAAAGGUGAUUAUAUCUUGGUAUAUGCUGCAGCUGGUGGUGUUGGAUUGAUUCUAAAUCAGUUGCUGAGGAUGAAAGAUGCACAUGCAAUUGCGGUUGCCUCAACGUAUGAGAAGUUGGAAACAGCCAAGGACUACGGGGCUGAAUUUUUGAUUGAUUCUUCCAAGGAAGACAUUCUAACACGAGUUUUGGAAAUUACUGACGGUAAAGGUGUUGAUGCGAGUUUUGAUUCAGUUGGCAAGGAUACUUUUGAUACUACCUUGGCAGCAUUGAAAAGAAAAGGUGUCUUUGUUUCGUUUGGCAAUGCAUCGGGUCUUAUCCCGCCGUUUUCCAUCAAUAGACUUUCUCCCAAAAAUAUUACUCUGUUGAGACCUCAACUUUAUGGCUAUAUCGCUGAACCUGAAGAAUGGAAGUAUUAUACGAACAAGUUUGUGGACUUGAUUGACUCAAAGAAACUCAAUAUUAAGAUAUACAAGACCUAUCCAUUAAAGGACUAUAAUGUUGCUGCCGCUGAUAUAGAAAGUAGAAAGACUAUCGGUAAAUUAGUUCUUGAGAUACCACAAUAG
Molecule: messenger RNA, 1005 nt
Organism: Saccharomyces kudriavzevii IFO 1802
Lineage: Eukaryota; Fungi; Ascomycota; Saccharomycetes; Saccharomycetales; Saccharomycetaceae
Gene: ZTA1
Product: NADPH:quinone reductase
Exons: 1
Coding region: 1-1005 (334 amino acids)
Biological process (GO): cellular response to oxidative stress
Cellular component (GO): cytoplasm
Molecular function (GO): quinone reductase (NADPH) activity; zinc ion binding
Source: RefSeq, a predicted model, not a curated record